Molecule: messenger RNA, 4870 nt
Organism: Clarias gariepinus (North African catfish)
Lineage: Eukaryota; Metazoa; Chordata; Actinopteri; Siluriformes; Clariidae
Product: calpain-5-like
Exons: 13
Coding region: 919-2829 (636 amino acids)
Biological process (GO): proteolysis
Cellular component (GO): cytoplasm
Molecular function (GO): calcium-dependent cysteine-type endopeptidase activity
Source: RefSeq, a predicted model, not a curated record
ACACUUAGCACAACAUCAGAGUUAUCUAAGCAGGUUUAAAAUAAUUACAGGAUUAAUGUUUAAGCCUCAUAAAAUGUUUUAUUAGUGAUAUACUUCCCCUCUCGCAUCAAUCCCACCAUGCUCCACAUGUGUAACACCGCCCCCUGAAGGUGCGAGAAUGUUAAAAUGCCCAACUUCACAACAAAAAUAAGCAUGUUCGCAGCCUGGUCUCCACAGCUACAUUUCCCAUUCAUGAGACCUUUACAGGGGUAAAAUUUUAUGCAACUUAUCAGUUAAAAUUACAUUAAGCUAUAAAAUUCAGCAUAAUUGAUUUGAGUGACAGCUACAGUAUGUGACCAUUUAUGGAUCGAUGAGGGGUUUAGGCAGAGCCAACGGCAGGGCUUCAGAAAACCUAUGAAUGACAUCACAGGGGGUUUGUCCAGAUCUUAUACUGUCUACAUGUGUGUCUCGGGGGAAACACGCCAUUAAAUUUGUAUAUAAAUCUCAGUUCUGUAACAGUUUUGAAGACAAUUAUUGAAUUCAGUGGUUCAUGUUUUAUUAUAAAUGAACAAUUGAGUUUUCAUUUAAAGAAAAAAGUUCAGUAUACUGUCGAUUAGCCUGCCAUCAGUAGGCAGCGUCUACCCUCACCUUUUAUGUCCCACUGCGAGUUUAUAAUACAGUAUAUCUGCUGAAACAAUGGAGCAGCACGAGGAGCGUCAGGCUACGUUCACAGGUAACGGAAGUUUCACGCGGGUGUCAGGAUCUGCACCUGAUACAGUAGUGAUCUAGUACUUCUUAAGAAGAAAGAAGGAAAAUCAGAAAUCCACAAGGUUGGAUUCCAAGCUCUGAUAAAACAGAGAGUCGCAUCAGGAAGGACAUCAGCACAAGACCUGCGAUAUAUGAUCCACUGUGGCGACCCCUAGUCAGGAAAGGAGCACCAUGUCCCCGACUCCAUUUAAGAACCAGCACUACGACAUCCUGAAGAAGGAAUGUCAGGAAAAGAAGCAGCUGUUUGAGGAUCCUGAGUUUCCCUGCAACAACACCUCGCUGUUCUACAGAAACCCUCUGCCCGGGAGAGUCGAGUGGAAGCGGCCGGGGGAGAUCGCCGAGAACCCUCACCUCUUCGUCGAAGGCAUCAGUUCUCAUGACCUGAAUCAGGGUGAAGUGGGAAAUUGCUGGUUUGUUGCAGCUUGUUCCUGUUUGGCUCUUAAACCAGAUCUGUGGCAGAAGGUGAUUCCUAACUGGAAAGAGCAGGAGUGGGAUCCCAAACAUCCAGAGCGCUACGCAGGAAUCUUCCGCUUUCAGUUCUGGAUUUUCAGGGAGUGGACCGAAGUGGUUGUCGAUGACCGUUUGCCCACCAUCAAUGGGAAGCUGAUUUACUGCCACUCCAAAUCCAGAAAUGAGUUCUGGAGCGCUCUUCUGGAAAAAGCAUAUGCCAAAUUGUCGGGCUGCUACGAAUCGCUCAGUGGAGGGAACACAGGAGACGCCGUGGUGGAUUUCAGUGGCGCGGUAAAUGAACCCGUCAGUCUGGAAACAGGACACUACCGGACUGACCCCAAGGAGAAGGACAAAUUGUUCUCAGACCUGCUCCAAGUGUACGAAAUGGGAGGCAUCAUCAGCUGCUCAAUAGUGGCAUCUCCUCAUGAGCGGGAGCUGCGUUUGGCAAAUGGUCUGGUCAAAGGUCAUGCAUACUCUGUGACUGCGGUGAAGAGAGUGCGCCUGGGACAUGGCCUGCUGGCUUUUUUUAAGAAUGAAACCAUCCCUCUCAUCCGCAUGAGGAACCCCUGGGGCAAACAUGAGUGGAAUGGAGCCUGGUGUGACAGCUCAGAGGAAUGGCAAAAGAUCGGCAAUAUGGAGAGAAACAAUCUGGGUAUUACUGUGGAGGAUGAUGGAGAAUUUUGGAUGUCUUAUGAUGACUGGUGUCAGAACUUCACGGAUGCAGAUGUGUGCCGGUUGCUAAGUGUCCAGAAGAAGUGGAACGAGGUGGUGCAUUUUGGGAACUGGAUAAAACACUCAGAUCCUCUGAAGAACCGGUGUGGUGGCUGUAUGAACCAUAGGCAGACAUUCUUACAGAACCCACAGUAUGUGUUGGAUAUAACUCAAGUUCAUGAAGAGCUGCUUGUGUCACUGCAGCAGAAAGAUAUGAAGAUCCACAGACCUCGUGGUGCCGGUGAAAACCUCACUAUUGGAUUCGCCAUAUUUAAGGUGGAGCUGAACAGAAAGUACCGCAUGCAUGACAUCAUCACCCAGCAGACAGUCGCCACGUCCAUGUACAUCAAUGCACGCUCGGUGUUCAUGAGAAAAGUUUUGCAAAAGGGUCGUUAUGUCAUCAUCCCGACCACCUUCAAACCCGACACCCUGGGAGAGUUCAUGCUCCGGGUUUACACCGAGGAAGAUGCCGGGUGCAGGGAGCUGGAUCUAGAUAAACCCCAAGUGAGCUGCUGGAGUUCGUUUCGAGGUUACCCUCAGGUGGUUACUCAGGUUUACAUUCACGGAGCAGAAGGACUUGACAAUCAAGACCGAAAUGGAGGUGCGGAUCCCUAUGCCAUCGUUUCCUGCGAGAAAAAUUCAGUCCAGUCCCUCGUUCAGAAAGACACGCGUGACCCUGUGUUCGACACCAGAGCCGUGUUUUACAGGAGGAAACCACAGAAACCGAUAACCAUCCAGAUCUGGAACAGGAAUGCGGUGAAGGACGAGUUUAUGGGUCAGGUGGUUCUCCCAGCGUCUCUAAAAGACUCUGCACAGCCACAGAAGCUGAAGCUGAGACGAGGAGCGUCUGAGACGUCUGAGGAGAUGCCGGGGACCAUCAGCGUCCGAGUCGUCACGUCCAGAGAGCUCACGGCCAUGUAGCUUUAACACACUUGCUUUAACACACUCUGAGACUGGGAUUCUAAUCAGGGUUUGUUUAGUUAGUUACAUCUAAACUAACCUGGGGCGCCUCCACACACCCCAGGGCAAUCGGAUCUGGAGCGGUUUCAGAUAUAAUAAUACCCUGGUAUGGAGGUCUGAUUGGUUGAUUAUAUUUUUAAAAGUAUAUAAACGCAGACCACAGUAAGAGUUCAAGGCUUUUAUGCUUACAGUAAAAUGCCGUCUUUCUUAAGAUGAUGAUAAAUCUAAAUGUUUAAGUGUUUGUACAAUUUGUAACUAAAGCUCUUUUAUUUCAAUUAUUCCUUUUUUGUCUGUGGAUUAAUAAACUGCCCAUAUUAAAUACAGUGGGAUGCGUAAGUUUGGGCACCCUUGUUAUUCUUCAUGAUUUUUCUGGAUAAAUCGUUAAUUGUUACGAUAAAAAAAUAAAUCAGUUAAAUUUAUCAUAUAGGAGACACAGUGAUAUUUGAGAAGUAAAAGUUAAGCUCAGUGACGCCUGACCUCCAUACACAGGUGAAUCCAAUUAUAAGAAAGAGAAUUUUAGGAGGGCAAUUGUAAGUUUCCCUCCUCUUUGAAUAUUCUGUGAAGAGUAGCAACACGGGGGUCUCAAAACAACUCUCACAUGACCUGAAAACAAAGACUGUUCACCAUCAUGGUUUAGGGGAAGGAUACAGAAAGCUGUCUCAGAGAUUUCAGCUGUGUGUUUCCACAGUUAGGAACGUAUUGAGGAAAUGGAAGACCACAGGCACAGUUCAAGUUAAGACUCGAAGUGGCAGACCAAGAAAAAUCUCGGAUAAACAGAAGCGACGACUGGUGAGAACAGCCAGAGUCAACCCACAGACCAGCACCAAGAUGCAGAUGGAGUCACUGUGCAUCGUUCAACUAUUCUCCGCACUUUACACAAUGAGAUGCUGUAUGCGAGAGUAAUGCAGAGGAAGCCGUUUCUCCGCCCACAGCACAAUCAGAGCCGCUUGAGGUACGCUAACGCACAUUUGGACAAGCCAGCCUCAUUUUAAAAUAAGGUGCUGUGGACUGAUGAAACUAAAAUAGAGUUAUUUGGCCAUAACAAGGGGCGUUAUGCAUGGAGGAAAAAGAACACAAGAUUCCAAGAAAAGCACCUGCUACCUUCAGUAAACUAUGGUGGUGGUUCCAUCAUGCUGUGGGGCUGCGUGACCAGUGCAGGGACUGGGAUUCUUGUCAAAGUUGAGGGAUGCAUGGAUUCCACUCAAUAUCAGCAGAUUCUGGAGACCAAUGUCCAGGGAUCAGUGACAAAGCUGAAGCUGCGCCAGGGCUGGAUCUUUCAACAAGACAACGACCCUAAACACUCCUCAAAAUCUACUAAGGCAUUCAUGCAGAGGAACAAGUACAAUGUUCUGGAAAGGCCAUCUCAGUCCCCAGACCUGAAUAUAAUUGAAAAUCUGUGGUGUGAGUUAAAGAGAGCUGUCCAUGCUCGGAAGCCAUCAAACCUGAGUGAACUAGAGAUGUUUUGUAAAGAGGAACGGUCCAAAAUACCUUCAACCAGAAUCCAGACUCUCAUCGGAAGCUGAGCAAAAGGAGAAUCUACUAAAUAUUAAGUUCAUUUCUUUUUUGUGGUGCCAAUUUAUGCACCUGCCUAGUUUGGUUUAAACAAUUAUUGCACACUUUCUGUAAAUCUUAUAAACUUUGUUUCAUUUCUCAAAUAUCACUGUGUGUGUCUCCUAUAAUAUAUAUUUAACUGAAUUUUUUUUAUCGAAACAACCAGCGAUUUAUACAGGAAAAUCAUGAAGAUUACCAAGGGUGCCCAAACUUAUGCAUCCCACUGUAUUGCCUUAAUAAUCAAACAUAAUCACAUUACAGUAGCAUGUUUGCCGAUGACAUUGUGCUUUGUAGUGAGAGCAGAGAACAGGUGGAAGAAAAUUUGGAGAGGUGGAGGUAUGCUCUAGAAAGCAUGAAUAAUUUAAUCAAAAAUUGCAAAAUCAUAAACAUUUUUUAAGAAAUACUAGCUUUACUUUACUUGAGGUAAAUAAAGUAGAUUGUGUUUAAUGAA